This is a messenger RNA of Manis javanica (Malayan pangolin), 3989 nucleotides long. It is a transcript of the gene AEBP1, whose product is annotated as AE binding protein 1. The record is from RefSeq and is a predicted model, not a curated record. Gene Ontology annotation, molecular function: zinc ion binding; RNA polymerase II transcription regulatory region sequence-specific DNA binding; DNA-binding transcription repressor activity, RNA polymerase II-specific. Gene Ontology annotation, biological process: peptide metabolic process; regulation of DNA-templated transcription; protein processing. NCBI's taxonomy places the organism in Eukaryota, Metazoa, Chordata, Mammalia, Pholidota, Manidae.
CAGUUCCCGCUUAGGGACGUGCCCAGCGCGGGCUCCCGGACUGCUUGGCCCCCCCGCAGCCCCCCCGUCCACGCCCGGCUCCUCCUCCUCCUUCCCCGAGGUGAGGGAGUCGGCUCCGGAAGCCCCGGCGCCCCCGCCCUGAACUCCACUGGCGCUUUGGAGAGGGCGGUCCGCGCUGGAUUGCGCCACGAGGAGCCGGAGCUCCCAGCCGCCGCCAGUGCCUCAGAAUCCCCCGACCGCCGCUGAGCCCCACCGAUCCCGGGCCCCCUCCCCCGCCCACCCCUUCCCGGAACCCCCCACAGAACCCGAGCCCCCGCGCCCCUGCAUCCCGGGCGCGCCACGGCCAUGGCCAUGCGCGGGGCGCCCCUGCUCGGCUGCCUCCUGGUGCUGCUGGCGCUGUGCCCCGGGGGGCGCCCGCAGACGGUGCUGACCGACGACGAGAUAGAGGAGUUCCUGGAGGGCUUCCUGUCGGAGCUGGAGCCUGAGUUCAGGGAGGACGACGUGGAGGCCCCGCCGCCCCCCGAGCCCACCCUGCGUGUCCGCAAGGCCCAGACGGGGGUGGCCAGAGAGGCGCCUUUAGAAAAGGCCAAAGACAGAGGAAAGAAAGGGAAGGAUAAAGGCCCCAAGACCACCAAGAAACCCCUGGAAGGGUCCCCCAGGCCACCCAAGAAGCCCAAGGAGAAGCUACCCAAGGCCACCAAGAGGCCCAAGGAGAAGCCACCUAAGGCCACCAAGAAGCCCCUGGAAGGGUCUCUGAGACCACCCAAGAAGCUCAAGGAGAAGCCACCCAAGGCCACCAAAAAGCCCAGGGAGAAGCCACCCAAGGCCACCAAGAGGCCCCUGGCUGGCAAGAGGCCUCCCACUCUGACCCCCUUGGAAACCCCGUGGUGGCCACUGCCCCUACCCCCUAGCUCCAGCCCUGAGGAGCUGCCGCAGGAGGGAGGUGGGGCCCUCCCACAUCCCUGGCAGGGUCCAGGAGGAGAGACUGAUGGGGAUCAUCAGCCUGAGCCAGAGGAGGUGACCGAGCAGCCCACGCUGGACUACAACGACCAGAUAGAGAGGGAGGAUUACGAGGACUUUGAGUACAUCCGGCGCCAGAAGCAGCCCAGGCCACCCCCACGGAGGAAGCCCCAGAAGCCAGAGCCUGGGCACCCUGAGAAGGAGAGCCAGCCUCCCCGGCGCAGGGCUGAGGCCCCCGAGGAGGGGAUCGAGCCACCUCUGAAGCCACUGUCACUCCCACCACCCCCCGACUAUGGGGAUGGCUAUGUGAUCCCUAACUACGAUGACAUGGACUAUUACUUCCAGCUCCCCAGGCCCCAGAAGCCUGACUCUGACUUGGAGACAGACGAGGAAAAGGAGGGGCUGAAGAAACCCAGAAAGGAGGGCAGCAACCCCAAGAAAGAGGAACCAGAUGACAAAUGGACAGUGGAGAAGGGCAAGGACCAUAAAGGACCACAGAAGGGUGAGGAGUUGGAGGAGUGGGUGCCAACAGAAAGAGUCAAGUGCCCCCCCAUCGGGAUGGAGUCACACCGCAUUGAGGACAACCAGAUCCGGGCAUCCUCCAUGCUGCGCCAUGGUCUGGGGGCUCAGCGUGGCCGGCUCAACAUGCAGGCUGGAGCCACUGAGGAUGACUACUAUGAUGGGGCAUGGUGUGCCGAGGAUGACCCUCAGACCCAAUGGAUCGAGGUGGACACCAGAAGGACCACCAGGUUCACAGGCGUCAUCACCCAGGGGCGCGACUCCAGCAUUCAUGACGACUUUGUGACCUCCUUCUUCGUGGGCUUCAGCAAUGACAGCCAGACGUGGGUGAUGUAUACCAAUGGCUACGAGGAGAUGACCUUCCACGGGAAUGUGGACAAGGACACGCCCGUGCUGAGUGAGCUCCCGGAGCCAGUGGUGUCCCGCUUCAUCCGCAUCUACCCCCUCACCUGGAAUGGCAGCCUGUGCAUGCGUCUGGAGGUGCUGGGAUGCCCGGUGUCCCCAGUCCAUAGCUAUUAUACACAGAAUGAGGUAGUGACCACAGACGACCUGGACUUCCGGCACCACAGCCACAAGGACAUGCGCCAGCUGAUGAAGGUGGUGAAUGCGGAGUGCCCCACCAUCACCCGCACAUACAGCCUGGGAAAGAGCUCUCGUGGGCUCAAGAUCUACGCCAUGGAGAUCUCAGACAACCCCGGGGAUCAUGAACUGGGAGAACCUGAAUUCCGCUACACAGCCGGGAUCCAUGGCAAUGAGGUGCUGGGCCGGGAGCUGCUGCUACAGCUCAUGCAGUACCUGUGCCACGAGUACCGCGAUGGGAACCCCCGUGUGCGCAGCUUGGUGCAUGACACGCGCAUCCACCUGGUGCCCUCGCUCAACCCUGAUGGCUAUGAGGUGGCAUCGCAGAUGGGCUCUGAGUUUGGGAACUGGGCGCUGGGGCUGUGGACCGAGGAGGGCUUUGACAUCUACGAAGACUUCCCAGAUCUCAACUCUGUGCUCUGGGGAGCUGAGGAGAGGAAGUGGGUCCCGUACCGGGUCCCCAACAAUAACCUGCCCAUCCCUGAACGCUACCUCUCCCCAGAUGCCACGGUGUCCACAGAGGUCCGGGCCAUCAUCACUUGGAUGGAGAAGCACCCCUUCGUGCUUGGGGCGAACCUGAAUGGUGGCGAGAGGCUUGUGUCCUACCCCUACGACAUGGCCCGCACGCCCAGCCAGGAGCAGCUGCUGGCUGCAGCCAUGGCGGCUGCCCGUGGAGAAGAUGAGGAUGAGGUAUCCGAAGCCCAGGAGACCCCAGACCAUGCCAUCUUCCGCUGGCUGGCCAUCUCCUUUGCCUCUGCCCACCUCACCAUGACUGAGCCCUACCGGGGAGGCUGCCAAGCACAGGACUACACAAACGGCAUGGGCAUCAUCAAUGGGGCCAAGUGGAAGCCCCGAUCUGGGACUAUGAACGACUUCAGUUACCUGCACACCAACUGCCUGGAGCUCUCCAUCUACCUGGGCUGUGACAAGUUCCCCCAUGAGAGCGAGCUGCCCCGGGAGUGGGAAAACAACAAGGAGGCACUGCUCACCUUCAUGGAGCAGGUUCACCGAGGCAUCAAGGGCGUGGUGACUGAUGAGCAAGGCAUCCCUAUUGCCAACGCCACCAUCUCUGUGGGCGGCAUCAAUCACGGCGUGAAAACAGCAGGAGGUGGUGAUUACUGGCGUAUCUUGAACCCGGGUGAGUACCGCGUGACAGCCCACGCAGAGGGCUACACUCCCAGUGCCAAGACCUGCAACGUGGAUUAUGACAUCGGGGCCACUCAGUGCAAUUUCAUCCUGGCUCGCUCCAACUGGAAGCGCAUCCGGGAGAUCAUAGCCAUGAACGGGAACCGACCCAUACUGCGCAUUGACCCCUCACGCCCCAUGACCCCUGAGCAGCGCCGCAUACAGCGCCGCCGCCUGCAGUACCGGCUGCGAAUGCGCGAGCAGAUGCGGCUCCGGCGCCUCAACGCCACUGUGAGCCCAGUGCACCCGACCCCGACCCUCUCCCCCACCCACUCCCUGGCCCCCGGCCCCACCCCCAGCGUCGGGCCCUGGCACUCUACGGCGGCCCCCACAGCUGCCUGGGAGGAGGCAGAGACCGAGACCUACACGGAGGUGGUGACGGAGUUUGCAACGGAGCCGGGGCCCGAGGAGGAGAAGGUGGUCCUGGGCCCAGAAUUGUUCUUCACCACAGCCGAGACUUACACAGUGAAUUUCGGGGAAUUUUGAGGCAGGUCUGCCCACGCCCACACCCAUGCUGGUGUCAUGUCGCCACAGCUGGCCUGGAGCCAUCAGGGCAGGGGAGGCCCCUGGUGUGGACCAGGCCAGGAGAGGAUGUGACGAGACCAAGACUUAAAGAUCAGGGUCUACCCUGCCUGCCAGCCUCAGAGAAGAGGGGCCACCACAGUGCAGGGUGGGGGCAGGCUGAGUAAACCCAGGGCCUUCAGCCACCUGCCCAGGCAACACCAAUAAACCAAGCUCAUGGCAGA